ACGAGCUCUUUGUUGCUUUCACCCGGCACUUGGCACUAGAAGUUAACAGCAGAUUGGAAAUUGCUAGGAUCUUAGCAAGCUGCUUCUAGCUGUGUGUGUGUUUGAGCAGAGGGAACUCUCGACCGAUCAAGAUCCCGUACUCCGGACGAGGCGUGGAAGACACUGGACGUGGUGGGAGAUCCCAGGCCGGGAUGCCCUUUCUUUCCUAGACGCUCACUGCCGUGACGGUGUCACCCGAGGCACGUGGGACCAGCGCGCUGUGAGCAGCCUGAACGAAUUUGCCACCGACUCCUGCUGGCUGCAAAGGGGACUGGACAGCUCUCCUUGGGGUGAUAUCUGACUCGGUUGUGUUUGUGUGAGGCGUACUUGGGGAGGCAAGAGGGGGCAGUGUGUGCCUUUUGGUAGAGGAUUUAAAAGCAGGGCAGGAGUGUCCCUAAAUUAAAAGCCCCGGGGUAACCACUAGGGCUUUACCUCUAGCUCUGUUGCGUUGCUGCUUGGUUUAGCCUGCUCACGCCACAGGUACCAUGCAACUGGAUAGCGUCACCAAUGGGAGCGUCCACACCUUCCAGGGGCACCGUGGAGUAGUCAAUAAGCCCAAUGUGAUCCUGCAGAUAGGGAAGUGCAGGGCUGAGAUGCUGGAGCAUGUCAGGAGGACCCACCGGCACCUCCUCACGGAGGUGUCCAAGCAGGUGGAGCGGGAGCUGAAAGGCUUGCAGAAAUCAGUGGGGAAGCUAGAGAAUAACCUGGAGGACCAUGUCCCAUCCACGGACAACCAGAGGUGGAAAAAGUCCAUCAAGGCCUGCCUGGCCAGAUGCCAGGAGACCAUUGCUCACCUGGAGAGGUGGGUUAAAAGAGAGAUGAAUGUCUGGAGGGAGGUGUUCUUCCGCCUGGAGAAAUGGGCAGACCGGUUGGAGUCUAUGGGGGGCAAAUAUGGCCCCACAGACCAUGCCAGACAAACUGUCUCUGUUGGGGUGGGUGGCCCGGAGAGCAGGGGCAAUGACGGGGAGAUUUACGAUUACGCCCUUGACAUGAGCCAGAUGUACGCAUUGACUCCCUCUCCCGGGGAGAUAACUAGCAUGCCCCAGCCCCACGACUCCUACCAGUGGAUCACUGCCCCGGAGGAUGCUCCGCCCUCCCCCGUGGAGACCCAGAUCUUUGAGGACCCUCGGGAGUUCUUGAGCCACUUGGAGGAAUAUUUGAAGCAGGUGGGAGGGACUGAGGAGUACUGGCUCUCUCAGAUCCAAAACCACAUGAACGGCCCAGCUAAAAAGUGGUGGGAAUACAAGCAGGACUCAGUCAAGAACUGGGUGGAGUUCAAGAAGGAGUUCCUGCAGUACAGCGAGGGCACUUUGACCAGAGAUGCCAUCAAAAGGGAGCUGGAUCUACCCCAGAAGCAGGGGGAACCCCUGGACGAGUUCCUCUGGCGAAAGAGAGACCUGUAUCAGACACUCUACACUGAUGCAGAGGAGGAGGAGAUUAUCCAGUAUGUGGUAGGCACCCUCCGGCCCAAAUUCAAGCGCUUCCUGAGUCACCCCUUGCCCAAGACCUUAGAGCAGUUGAUUCAGCGGGGGAAGGAAGUCCUAAGUGACUUCGACCAGUCAGAAGAGCCGACCCCGCAAAGAACCCCAGAGCAUCAGCCAGGGGACUCAGUUGAUAGCUUGCCACCGUCAAACACAGCUAGUCCCAUUGCCAGCGAUGAGACGCAACCCGAGCCCCCUACCCCACCAGCUACAGUGAUAUGAGGUAGUAUAAGUAUGGGAUUGGCCUGUAUUAUACAAAGGUGUGGAGGGGGCUGAUUUAGGAAGCUUCUCCUUAGCAAGAGGUUCUGGCUGUGACCUGUCAUGGCUGAACUCAGUCCAGUGGUCCUCAGCAGAGGAAUGAACUUUAUUUACAGAUGGGCCAUGUGAGAACGUAGCUGCCCGCCUCACCCAAGUCAUGUGACAGGGUGGGGGCAAGUCUGAGGAUACUAUUUUAACCACUGUGGGGUGGACAGUUUUAUGAUAUUCCCAGUAGGAAGCUAGACAGUUCCCCCCUGCAGAGGCAGCCACCCUAUGCUGGCACCUUUCAAGGACUUCAAACAGGUGCAGCUAAUGACCAAGAGUUCCCACCUACCCACCUGUCUCGUAUCCUCUGGAGAGGGGUCCCCUUCCUCAGUGGAACAUCUUUGUUUUGACUCUUGCCCAUCUCUGCCUUACUGACGGGGCUUUGUCCACCCAAGAGGAAGCCACUGGCUUCUGCUUCCCUUGCACUCUCCCACCAUAGCUUCAGGGAGGAAACUUUUUAAAAGUUCAUAAUGGUUUUGAAGUGAGCCUAGAGAUGCAGCAAAUGGCAACUUUAAUGGGUUUGAUCAAUUUUACCACCUGCUGUUGUAUCUCAUCUGGCACCUGCUCUCAUUUUUCAUCCCAGUGGUUCUCUCCCAUUCUCGGCUCUUUCUCUCCCCAUGGGUGACCCAUGCCAACUGGCUGUUGCAGCAACAAGGGAAAUUUCAUCCCAUGUCUGCUGCUAUCACGGGGAGGGAAGCCCAAACUCACUCCCCCACCAUCCUUCCAGGUGGCAAUUCAGCACGUGCUGUUUCACCACUAGACUGGGCACAACUAAACCUUUGUUUCUUGCUGAAUCUCUAUCUCAGAUUCAGGACCAGGCAGAUUAAUGGGGAUAAACCAGAGAUCUUUCUACUUUGGGGGAUGUGAAAUGGGGCAAUCAGACAAGGCACCAACAUUGUACAGGGGUAAAUUCCUAUUUUUUUUUAUAUCAAACAAACACACCCUGAACUCAGAGCAAAUUUCCCCCAAGCAGCAAAGCAAGGCCCCUCCAUUGGAGAUGCCAGGACAGUAGGACAUCAGAAGUCCGUUUCUGUGGGACUUUGCCACAGGAAAGCAGAAACAAAGUUAAGAGGCUUCUGUGCUUGCAAAGAAGACUCCUUUAUGGCAGAUCUACACACACGUUGCUUUUGGAAGGUCUGAUGUCCUAGGUAUGAGGAGUCCGAUGGCUCAGUUGUGUCUAAAACUGCUGGACUUUCUAAACCAGCCCCUUCGUUCUGCAAGCUGGUACUAGAUGGUACUGGAAUUGGGCUCUGUGCUACUUUUCCACGUUAAAUAUCAAAGACCAGAACUGGCUGCACUUUGACUAAAGCAUGAAGAUGUGACUCUGAGACAGGACAUUUGGACCUUCUUGCUCGUCAGGCCUGGGUAACAUACUGAGGAAGGCUUUACUGGGCGUGUGCCAGCAACAGUGCCCUACCCCACUGACAGCUGCACUUCAGCAACUGCAUAGUAUCCAUGACCUGAUUUAAUAGGCAGCAUCAGCAUGUGAGAGGAAAAGAGAAACUACAAGGAGUAGCUGGAAUUUCCCUGGGACUCCGCAGCUGCCCAGGUGGCUCUGAAAGCCUUUGGGUGUGACACCUUCCCAGAGGCUGAAGUGACUCACUCAGCCCCUCCUCUGAAGAAUUCACUCCACACUGCUUCUAGCACAGAAGAAAAGAGGCUUGAAUUCCAAGGGGGAGCAGAUGUCAGAAUUCAAAGCCACCGUGUGCCUCAUCUGGAGUCCUGAGGGAAACACCCAGACCAGGGAUUGCUGCUACUGUUGCUGAGACUCUUUCCGUGUGGCUGAGAGCCGCUGCUUCCACUGGGAAGAAUGGGGAGCUCAGUGCUCCCAGAAGAGCCUUCUGCCAGAGAAAGAGGUGGUGGGAUGAAAGAGCAAUUUUAAAGACACAGCGAUAAAGAGACGAAGAGGGAACUACAUCCGCUGAGCAGAAAAAACUCCAGGGAUUGCACUGGCCAAAGCUGGGCCAAGCUGAAUAGAGCAAGCUCUGUAUGGAAGGAAAGACAAAAGAGGGCAUGAAGGAACAAGGUGGUCCUUGGACUUUGGGGACAGCAGAGGCGCUGGAGUUGUGCUGUAACUGAGCAAUACUCCCUGCUGAUUUAGGCGUAACUGCACCUGGGGAUUUGGAGGCUGAUGGGGGCUGGAGGAAAGAAUUGAUCCUUGGAUGCAAACUAAAAUCCUGCUCUGAUUCAAUUUGCUGAAAGUGACAGAUCCAAGCGGGCUGAGAACUCUCCUGGUUGUUAACAUUUUAACUCAUUUGACCUGACUGCGGGUAGUUUCAUUUCAUGCAGGUAGCCGUGGUCAAACUGCAAUAGCUUUGGGGGUUCAGAAAAGCAUCCUGGAAGCCAGAUGCUUGUCUGAACAAUGUGAGUCUGCACAACUGGGCCAGUCAGCUCACAAGAACAGACCCUCUUGUGAGAUAAUAGGCAUUUCCUGCUUCUGGAUGGGCCAGAAUUACUGCAAGAACUGGGCUUCUUGUGCUACUUUGGUGCUUUUCUUUCCAGCCAGAACCAGGAAGUGGAAUGGUGUGUGAAAAACAAUCAUGUGAGUGAAAAUUGACCCAACUUUUUUGAACUUCAAGAAAGUUUUGCUUCAUGUGUUGGGUGAAGGGUCAGGUUGGUUCUUAUUUCUUCCAAAUCCACCUGUCCCAUGUGUGUGUGUGUGUGCGCAUGUGCUGAGCAACCAAAUCAAUCCCAAUAACCAAAUUCUACAGCAUUUUGUUACAUUUUGACUGAACAAAUGAUAUCUGAUGCAUACUCCAACGAUCAGUCAGCAAAAAUCCCCAGGGACCAGAUUGUGUGGAUGCCACAGGAAGCUGGCAGCUAGGUAGACCACCGGGGUAAAAAUCCUUUGUUUUGCAGUGCUCAGUACGAAGGCUUUUUCAGGGACCCCCAAUAUCCACUGGCAUUGUCUUUUGGCAUUUUCUUUUCCUGAACAUUUAUUCUCACUUUGCUAAAUAAAUGAAGCGAACCGAGCCAUGGCACCUUUUGGCCCUGGGAUUUUUGUCACCUGACCUUUAGAAGUAUGCAGAACUGGAUCUCUGGUACUGGUUUUAUUCCACUGGUUGCUCCUAGCAGAUUGGAGCUUUACUUGUAGCACCCCGAUUUAUAUAAUCAGCUCUUCUUGAAAGAACUGAUAGUACUUCUGUCCCGGGGCAGACUGGCAUGUGUGAGUUAGUGUGCGUUGUGUCUGUGGAACCUAAACAGAACUCUACUCCUGUAUAAUUUUCUUAGGCAAUUUUACAUUUUAACUCUGACAAAGCUGCUACAUAGGUUUAUUUUUACUAUAGAUCUUAUUAAUUCAGACGGUAUUGUAUAAAAGGUGACUCUGUGGAGCCAUUACGGGCCUCUUUAUUCACUGUAUUAAGUUGGAAGCCAAAGGUCUUUGCACGGUGAAAUAACUUGACCUAAUUCUGACUGUAUCUGCUCGUUUAUCCCUCAUGUGUCACCUUGGAGUUACUGACUCACCCAAACGGUGUCAGUCGCUAGAAUCUGUCAAUAGAACAACACCCCAUUCUGUUUGCCAUUGUAGUAAAGUCUAUUCUUAGAAAAGAGCCUUUUGUAGAUUUAUUUAAUAAAAUGCUGAA
Molecule: messenger RNA, 5407 nt
Organism: Chelonoidis abingdonii (Abingdon island giant tortoise)
Lineage: Eukaryota; Metazoa; Chordata; Testudines; Testudinidae
Source: RefSeq, a predicted model, not a curated record